This is a messenger RNA of Heterotrigona itama, 1353 nucleotides long. The record is from the annotation of a GenBank genome assembly. Lineage: Eukaryota; Metazoa; Arthropoda; Insecta; Hymenoptera; Apidae.
AUGUUGUUAUUAACUUUCCUGCUAAUACCAGCGAUAUUCAAUUCAAUUGAAAUCGAUGCAACGAUCGACGUUGUCGGGAACAGCGAGCUAUCGAUCGAAGAUCAUACGAAAAUCGGGGGCAACUACAACACUGCUGUCACUGCUGUAUUAACAAAACCAUCGAGCCGAGCUUACAACUGUUUCCUGGAGACCAAUCUCGACUGCAACGUAUUCGAAUCCGACAACGAUGUCGGCGGGAUCAUCGGCCCGGUGGACUUUUCAAACGACGGACCGAAGGAUGGAGAAAUCGCCAGCGCCGGGAAUCCUUCGUACAACGUGUUGAACGAACAUGGGCCAGAACGUUGGAAUCGUUCCUAUCUAAAAAUACAGGAGCACAAUGCCACUCACUUUGCCACGGAAAUCGCCUGGACGUUCAGCAACGAAGCUGAAGUCGUAGUCGACCAAAUUCAAGUAUUCAUAUCUACCGGCAAUUACACGGACGACCAACCGAUUCAGAGAUCCUUGUUAAGCUUAGCUUGUUCGUAUCAACGAUCCAACGAUCGUCUAAUCGUCGAGGAUCGCGUUCUUCGAUUCAGCUGUCACCUUCGAUACGAGCUUGUCCAAGAUAUUUUCUACGAGACUAACGGCUUGGGAGUUCUCCUGUCAACCUUGAAAUUAGCUGGAACGGAGUACGCGUUCUAUCAAGUGGCCGACAUCACUCUUCAUAUACCGAUCUAUCAGGUCGUCAACUAUCACGGUUACAUCUCCGAGCCAACUAGCCGCGCCAAAUUGUGUCAACUGAGGGUGAACAAAAAUUGUGGAGCGAUCACGUACGAGCCGCAAAGCGUGGAGGGAUUGAAGGGCUUCCCCAAUGAGAGGUACAGCCCGCCGGACGGGAAAAUCGCCAGCGGCAAUAACAAGAGUUUUAAGGAACUGGACGAGUACGGUGCAAACAGGUGGACGCGCGUCAAUUUCCCUCGAGUACGUUAUUACAAUUCCACUCAUUUGUCAUUUGACAUCGUCUGGUAUUUCACCGCGCUCCACAGCACCGACGACUUUCGAGUAUACAUAAGCAACGAAAGAUACUCGUCACGGGAACCGUUGUCGAGACGUCACUUGGAUCUCAAUCCACUUUGCGUGAAGAAAUUUGACGGCAAGUACCCGCCUCGGCAAUUGACCAUGUCUUGCCUGAUUUCAGUCAAGAAGUAUUACGAAUUGACCAGAAUGAAAGAGUUACUGUUGCUGAACGUAUGGGACGUGUACGACACCGCUUAUGCGUUUUAUCAGAUUACAGAUAUCAAUGGCCCGUCGGAAUCGUAUGAAAACGUAUUGCGCGAAUAUGAAAGUACCGAAAAUUUUACCCGUCACGAUUAA